Messenger RNA from Crotalus tigris (Tiger rattlesnake), 1645 nucleotides. RefSeq names its product papilin-like. The record is from RefSeq and is a predicted model, not a curated record. Gene Ontology annotation, cellular component: extracellular region. The transcript has 11 exons. The coding region runs from base 1 to 1536 and encodes 511 amino acids. Gene Ontology annotation, molecular function: serine-type endopeptidase inhibitor activity. NCBI's taxonomy places the organism in Eukaryota, Metazoa, Chordata, Lepidosauria, Squamata, Viperidae.
AUGAGGUCCGGUCGCAGCCUCCUCCUCCUCCUCUUCCUCUUCUGGGGUGACUUUGACCUCUGCAGCCCUAGGCUUUUACUGAAGGACUCCUUUGAGGGCAACUGUGUCAUCUCCCCCAACCCUUACGAGCGAUGCGGGAAGCCUGUAGAUCGUUUUUUCUACAACAUCAGGUCCAGGAAUUGCGUGCGUUUCGUUGACUAUGGGUGCCCCAUGAAGGUCAACCGCUACAACACCCUGGAGGAAUGCCAGCACUACUGCGCACCAAAGAUGCAUCAAGGUUACUGCCCCGGGCGAGAAGACCAGGCCGUCUACAAGAAUCCCUGUGCUGGAGACCAUCAGUGCGGGUGGCAUGAGAAAUGCUGCAGGACGGUUACGGAUGGCCUUUGCCCCAAGAAGCGUAUUCCAUUGGUCCCCACCAUCUGCCCAAACCAGUGCAAUGAUGACCUCUCCUGCUCCUCUGGGAUGAAGUGCUGCUUUGACAAGUGUGGCCUGAACUGUGUGCCCCCUGAGAGACUCCACCAACACCAGGACCAGAAACAGAAACAGAAACAGGACCAGAACCAGGAUCAGAAGAAAGGAGACAAGAAGGGUUCCCAGGAGUCCAAGGGGAUGCACUGCCGCACAGACCAAGAUUGUCCGCAACGGAAGAAGUGCUGCAAUGGACUCUGCCAGCAGGAAUGCCAGCCACAAAAUAUCUGCCAUCUGCCCUCAGACACAGGGCCCUGCAGGGCGCUUACGCGUCGCUGGUUCUACGACAAGCACUCUGGGAGGUGCAGAGAGUUCAUCUAUGGAGGCUGCCAGGGGAAUGCAAACAAUUUUGAGGAUGUUGAAGAAUGCGAGCGCCGAUGUGGCCCUCCAGAUAACAAGCCUGGCACAUGCCCCAUCGUAGUUCAAGGCGAGGAGGUUGUUUGCGGCAAAUUGUGCUCCAGCGAUGCCAGCUGCCCGGGCCCUCAGCGCUGCUGCCCCACUUCCUGUGGGAAGAAAUGUGAAAUCCCGCAACAACAUCUCCCAGGAUACUGUCCACUGCUGAUUCUCCCACCCAGAAGGGGCGACGUUUGCUUCCCAAACUGCACCAGUGACUGGGACUGCAACCGCAUGGUGAAUCUUCCUUGGAAGAAGUGCUGCAGCUUUGCGGGCAGGCAGAUAUGCGUGCAUGGCGUGGAAGAACACCCUGGUGUGUGUCCCAGGAGGAUCGAAUUGCAGACCUUGCUUUCAUGCAACAACACCUGCAGGGAUGACCUGGACUGCUCCCUGACCGAGAAGUGCUGCUUCACCGGUUGCGGCCGAGGCUGCCUGCCCUCACUCCGCAGUGAGGUAUGCCAGUUACCUCUCGAACAGGGUAGCUGCAAACAACAGUUGCAGCGCUACUUCUAUGAUCCAGACAAGAAGAAAUGUGUCUCUUACCGUGUCUGCGAGGCCAGCCACAGAAACUUUGAGACCAAGGAGCUGUGUGAAAAGGCCUGUGGGAAAAUCAGCAAAGAGCAACAGCAGCAGCAGCAACAACAACAACAACAAAAACAACGCCCCAAAGAAUAAGUCCCUCCACGACAUCCCUGCGUGGAAGCGCAACCUUGGGAGCAGAUGCCUCCACCACGGCUGCCACGGCCACUGCCCCAGCUGCAUUCCUGUUUGAUCUUCCUGUCUU